Molecule: messenger RNA, 7305 nt
Organism: Catharus ustulatus (Swainson's thrush)
Lineage: Eukaryota; Metazoa; Chordata; Aves; Passeriformes; Turdidae
Gene: APPL1
Product: adaptor protein, phosphotyrosine interacting with PH domain and leucine zipper 1
Exons: 22
Coding region: 60-2186 (708 amino acids)
Biological process (GO): signaling
Cellular component (GO): endosome membrane; cytoplasm
Molecular function (GO): identical protein binding
Source: RefSeq, a predicted model, not a curated record
UCCGGCCGGGCCGGCGCGGGGGAGCUCCGGAGCCGCGGAGGCUCAGCGCGGCCGCCGCCAUGCCCGGCAUUGACAAACUGCCCAUCGAGGAGACGCUGGAGGACAGCCCGCAGACCCGCUCUUUGCUGGGAGUAUUUGAAGAAGAUGCUGCUGCAAUAUCCAAUUACAUCAAUCAGUUGUUUCAAGCCAUGCACAGAAUAUAUGAUGCUCAGAAUGAAUUAAGUGCAGCAACUCAUCUGACAUCAAAGCUUCUGAAGGAAUAUGAGAAACAGCGUUUUCCGCUCGGGGGAGAUGAUGAAGUCAUGACUUCCACUCUGCAGCAAUUUGCAAAAGUGAUUGAUGAGCUCAGCUCUUGCCAUGCAGUACUUUCAACUCAGCUUGCGGAUGCAAUGAUGUUUCCUAUUACCCAGUUUAAAGAAAGGGAUCUCAAAGAGAUAUUAACUCUAAAAGAAGUUUUCCAAAUUGCAAGCAAUGACCAUGAUGCUGCCAUUACCAGAUACAGUCGGUUGUCAAAAAGAAAGGAAAAUGAAAAGAUCAAGGCUGAAGUCACAGAAGAUGUAUAUACUUCAAGGAAAAAACAGCAUCAGACUAUGAUGCAUUAUUUCUGUGCAUUAAAUACUCUCCAGUACAAAAAGAAAAUUUCUCUGCUGGAACCCUUGCUAGGAUACAUGCAAGCUCAGAUAAGCUUUUUUAAAAUGGGUUCAGAAAAUCUUACUGAGCAACUGGAAGAAUUUUUGACCAAUAUUGGCACAAGUGUACAGAAUGUUCGCAGGGAAAUGGAUUGUGAAGUAGAAAACAUGCAACAAACUAUAGAAGACUUGGAAGUAGCCAGUGAUCCACUGUAUUUGCCUGAUCCUGAUCCUACAAAAUUUCCUGCUCAUAGGAAUCUAACACGGAAAGCUGGCUAUCUCAAUGCAAGAAAUAAGACAGGGCUGGUGUCUUCCAGUUGGGAGAGACAGUUUUACUUCACUCAAGGUGGAAAUCUGAUGAGCCAGGCAAGAGGUGAUGUGGCUGGGGGACUUGUCAUGGACAUAGACAAUUGCUCUGUGAUGGCUGUGGACUGUGAGGACAGACGAUAUUGUUUUCAGAUAACAUCUUUUGAUGGCAAAAAGUCUUCAAUCUUACAGGCAGAAAGUAAAAAAGAUUAUGAAGAGUGGAUAUGCACCAUAAACAACAUCUCUAAGCAGAUAUAUCUAAGUGAAAACCCAGAGGAAAUUGCUGCCCGUGUGAACCAGUCAGCUCUGGAGGCUGUCACCCCUUCUCCUUCCUUUCAGCAGAGGCACGAGAGCAUGAGGCCAGCUGUACAAUCUCGUCCUCCUGCAGCUCGUACCAGCAGCACAGGGUCACUGGGAUCUGACUCAACAGCUCUCUCAGCACUUUCCUUGGAUUCCCUUGUUGCCCCUGAUACUCCCAUCCAAUUUGACAUAAUAUCUCCAGUCAGUGAAGAUCUGCCUGGCCAAGCAAAAUCAUCAGGGCAAUCGGGCAGACGCACAAAUCCUUUUGGUGAAUCUGGAGGCUCAAAACCUGAAACAGAAGAUUCAAUUCUUCAUCAGUUAUUUAUUGUAAGAUUUCUUGGCUCUAUGGAAGUGAAGUCUGAUGAAAGCCCAGAUGUUGUUUAUGAAACAAUGCGUCAAAUACUCGCAGCUCGUGCCAUCCAUAACGUUUUCAGGAUGACAGAAUCACACUUGUUAGUCACUUGUGACUGUUUAAAGUUAAUUGAUCCACAGACACAAGUUACAAGACUACGAUUUCCUUUGCCCAAUGUAGUGCUGUAUGCUACACACCAGGAGAAUAAGCGCCUGUUUGGAUUUGUGCUUAGAACCUCAGGAGGGAGAGUGGAGAGCCGCCAGACUUCCAUCUGCUACAUAUUUGAAUCAAAUAAUGAAGGGGAAAAGAUUUGUGACUCUGUUGGACUGGCCAAACAGAUAGCUUUUCAUGCAGAACUGGAUCGAAAAGCCUCAGAAAAGCAGAAAGAAAUAGAUAGAGUCAAAGAGAAACAGCAAAAAGAACUGAAUAAACAAAAGCAAAUUGAGAAGGACUUGGAGGAGCAGAGCCGGUUGAUAGCAGCUUCCAGCAGAUCCAACCAGAGCAGCACAGAAGGACAGUUUGUAGUCCUUAGCAGCAGCCAGUCAGAAGACAGUGAUUUAGGAGAAGAUGGAAAGAAGAAGAGAGAAUCUGAAGCCUAACGUGGCCUGCUUCAUUAAAAUUGGAAUCAUGAAUCUAUCUGGUGAAAUGGCACAAGUUCUACAAGAGGUGAAAUGUAGGUGGAGGGUCUGUCACAUUACAGAAAAGACUUCACAAUAUAUAGACCCUAUUCCACCUUGAUUCUUCUUUCUCAGUUAAGUGAUUUCCAUUUCCUGUCAGUAUAAUUUCUCUUGUAUGCCAGAUGAAGCAUUGUGAUGCUACCAUGUUUAUUACAAACUUAUGUUUUCUCAAGGCUUCUCUGCAGUAUGUAAAAAAAUGUGGGGGUUUUCCCCACAUAACUCUGUGCAAUUGACUGCUUUGGAAGCAAAACUGAAAACUCAUUGGCUUUCCACAGUACCACUGAAAUUUGUUUUUUAAACUGCAGUAUGGAGAACACCUUGCUGCAAACAAAAGUGGAUGUCCAAAUAAGACAGUGCUAAUCUUUACCCAGUUUGUUGCACAUACCUGUUCUUAGAUUUAGAAAGAAGGAUCCCCAUUAACAUCACUGAGAUGUGCAAUAGUUCUAAACAAAAGAUCUUUUUUGUUUCAUUUUGCACGGUAUGAUACUGUCCCAAUUUUUUUUCUUUUUUUUGUGAAUACAACACCAAAAUCUUCUUUCAGCAGGAGAAAAAGAUACUGUCAGACCUAGAUAAGCACUGGUGAGAUGCAGUUGAACUUUACUGCAUAAUCUCAAAUUAUAAGAGUAAUGUAUAUAGCCUUGUAGCACAAGUGCCACGUUCUUGGUUUUUGCUCAGUACUUGGAAUAAAAAGCUAUAAACCUUUGAGUUCAUUUUUAUAAAACAUGCUUAGAGUUGCAGGAACAUCUUGAAUUCCAUCAUAUGAAAAAUCUUCUGCAUAUGUAAAUGCCUUGCUGCUAGUACACUAGAUCUACUGAAAAUCAGUUGAGGCUCUUCUAUGAUUUUGUGAACAGAAUUUACCAGUUCUGAAGUAAGAGAUGACACUAAUCCUACAUCCUAGAGUCAAUUCUGGAAAGCAUUUUUCAAAGUGGUGUCUGUUUACAGCUUGUAAUCUGCACUCCAUAUUCCAUACCCUGUGUAAUAUUUAUUUUGUAUAGUAUUAGAUGUGCAUUCACCUUUUGAUCCAGAAGAGAAAUCUUGUUUGAGGAGAAAUAUUUAUUUUUGCACUAAUGACUAUAAAUAUUAAAAUCCAGAGAAAACAGAAGAUAGGUCUCUAAUAGUGGCAUGAAAAUAAGAGGAUAGGUAGAGAGAAAAGAAUAUACUUAUAUUCCAAGUUAUAAUAUAACAAUUAUGAGUGAUUUACAGAUCAUUGCAGGGCAUUUCUGGUGUUCAGGAAUGGAAGCAAUUUCAGAGUAUCUCCUCAGCAGCUGGUGGUGGUCCAGCCCUUUGUAGCUGGAGUUGCUCAGUGCUGAUAAAGUAAGUGAGGAAUCUCAGGUCAUGUCUUCUGGAUGGCUGUAUGCACAGAGGGCUCUUCUAACUCAUGGGAGUGCCCUACAUUGGCCAAAGCUGGCAACCUCCUCCUGCCCUUGGUGCUGGACAUGUGACUUUGUGUGCAGGAGUUGGUGGCCUCAGCUCCUGUCGCAGGAGAGAAGGGCAGCAGUGCCUGCCCUUGCAGCCCUGGGCAGGAGCAGAGGUAGCUGGAGCUGCAGAAGCUCUGGGCAGAGGUUGCACCAGAGCCUGGGCAGGAGCUUGAGCAGCCACCAAAGGGCUCUGCCUUGAAAAGGAGUGGGAGAGGCUGAGGAACAGAAAGCCACCAGGUUCUCUUCCUGAAUUAGUUACCAGGUCCUGUUCCAGUGUGUUUUUCAUCCCCAGAGUAGCCAGGCACUUGUAGAAAGAUCUGCUUUUGCUGUUGCCCAGUUAAGUCACACAGUAUUGCCCUGUGGCUGGAUUUGGCUGGCAGUGCCAGAUGGACCACACCAACAUGAGGCUUCUUUUAAAAGACAGUGGCAUCUUAAUUUCAUAUCUAGGCUUCCAUUCUCAGUUCCCAUUUUUAAGAGACUGUUUUUAUUACUGUCAACAAAAAUGUACAGAGAGGCACCAAAUCCAUUUUUUUUCCCUUUUUGUGCUUAAAUCAAGGCUUACAAGAGAGUGGCAAGGCAGUUUGUUGUGCAAAUUAUUCCAGUUCAUGUUUGUUUGUUUGUGUUUGUUUGUUUUUCUUUACUGAUACUUGUUUUCUAUCAAAUCAUAUCACAGGGUAGGUCAAAGUUACUAUGUCUUGUAUCUAUCUCAAGUAUUUACUGAGGAUGAAGCAGUUUGGAAACAGCACAGGGAGCCUCUGAACCCAGUGAUCUCUGUGUCUAGAAUCCAGUCCUCAGCUUGUCAGAGAAGGACUGAUUGUGUUAAGCACUGGACCUGAGUAGCUCAGGCUCUAGAGGGAGGACAGAUAAUAGACAAGCACUCUUGCGAAAAAGCAGUUCUGAUGUGGAGCCUGUUUUGCAUUAGCCUUAUUGAAGAAAUGUCAGAAAAUGGAAUUACUGUAUUUUUCUCAAAAACUACCAUUACUCAUGUAGCUAUAAACCUGCAGAGAUGAGGAGGAAAGGCUAAUAAAGUUGGCAGGUGAAUUUACUGUCAAAUGGGAUUUUUUUUUUAAUUUAGCAAUAAAUAAUGUAAUUAUUCCAUUUGCUUUUCAGACUUUCCAUUUAUGCCAUUACAUAUAGUUCUCUAAAACAGAGUAGGAAUUACAUUUUACUUACUUUGGAUGAUUCUCACAUCUUAACCACUAGAAGUUUGAUAUACAUGAAUGAAAGGUAGGGGUUGUUUGUUUGCUUAUUCAGGGGAGUUUCAUUAGUGUAAAAUGAGCAAGCAUGUGGGACGAUGAUGAUGAAAGCUGCAAGAGUAAAGAGCAUGUCAGCAGAGCUGGGGAAGUCAGGAAUGGUGAUUGUGUUAGCAGGGGUGAGAAUUACUGAGCUUUGCCUAGGCAGGAUCACACAGGUUGUAAUUAGAACUAUCUCAAGGCAAAAACAGCUGCUGAGGUUUUCUCCAUGCCCUUCUUCCCAAAAGGAAAAGCUAUUUGGUACCUUUUUUCCUAUAAGGUUUAGAACUACUUCACUAGAAAACAGCUGUGUUAAAAAAAAUAUCAGAAUGAUGCUUGAUAUUUUCCUUGAGAGUAUAUAACUUUUAGUGGGAACACCUCAUGGUCUGCUGGGAACUGCUGUGGUAGGAUUUUACCACUGGAGUAUUUUAUUAUUGUAACUAAAAUACUGGAUGGUUUCCUUUCCUAAUUUACAGGAUAUUAAAUAAAUUCAUUUAUUAUUUCCUAUUGCCUUCUAUUCACAAACUGAUCUUUCAAUCUAUAAUUUGCUUCAUGUGUGUCUACUAUGACUUCAGUCACUCCUGAAAAUAUUCUUUCAAGUCCAUGAUUUUCAAGUGACUUAAUGUAGGUACUGAAUUGGCAGUGUUGUUCAGGACUAACUUGUUAUGUUGCUAAUUGCAGCUUCAUAAUUACUGCCAAACUUUUAUCCCUUAAGUAAGAGGAUAUGAAGCUUGUUACACUGUGCAGAUCUACAGACCAAGCCAGUCUUGCUGUCAGCUGUUUCAAGCUACAUACAUUCUUUAUGUAUGUAAUGGCAUGAGGACAAGGUCAAAGUUAUGUACUACUUAAACAUAUCUAACUGGAUAUGAUCAGGUGGUGAAAAGUCAGUGCAUGUCACAGUCUUACUUCCUUAAUCUGUUUGAGUUUGAAAUUGUAUCAAGACAAUUUACUGUCUAACAGUAAAGUAAUAUUUCAGAGUUAAGAAACAUUCCCCUUCUAGAGGGCUGUCAGAUUUUCUCUGUACAUGGAUGUAAACCCAGAGCUGAAAAUUGUGAAACAGCUGAUGCAAUUUUUGAAGCUGUAAUUGAUGUACAUGGAUAUAAAGAAAUAAACUUGACUGUUUAAGGUAAAUUCUGUCUAUGCUUAAAACAGAGGUAAAUUCUGAUUAAUUAGUUGCACAGCAUUUCGGACAAGCCAAUGGUGAAAACUAUGCUACAAUAUAGUCUCUUAUUUAGGAAGUAGUUCACCUAGAGAAAGAAAACUGCCACUGCUUAGUGAAUUUAGUAGAGAUAUUGUCUAGUGUAACAGCAAAAGCUGAUACUUUAUAUUCUUUCUCUUGCUCUAUAAUGCAGAAAUUCUUGCCAGGUAAUUAGUCCCCAAGGCUUUUUGUUUUAAGUAAGCACUAAGUUGACAUUUUUUUCCCUGCCACUGUGGUAUCUAAGUUGUCAUGACACAAGUAAGUCAGUGUAUCAUUGUGAAUGCACUUGUAUUCCUAAUGAAGUUUAUAUUGCAAGCCGAGGAUUUUGUACAAUCUUUCUGGUCAUUUUUAUAAGAGUGCAGUGGUCAAAUUCUUAUGAUGGUGUUCUGGAUUGGUCCUGUUCUGGUGAAGUGUAAGUGAUUUUUGCAGUGUUUGAGACUGACUUGCACAUUUUCUCUGAAUAGCUGUAUUAAGAACAACCAAUGGCAUAUUUAUGUCAACUCUAAUUGUUGUGUCUUAAUCUUGGAAACAUGGAUAGUAACCCUAUUGUGCAGGGCUCCAGUCAGCAUUUUAUAUUUUAAAUAAAAGCUUAAUUACAGUAACUUUCUAAGUGGGACUUGUAUUGAUGCAAAAGCUUCCUGCAUUCUUCAUCACACUGACUUUCAGGAAGUACCAUUAUUGGUUACAGGAUGUAUUCCCUUCCAUUUCUGACACACAGGUAUAACCCUCCAUUGUCAAGUGUAGCUCAGUUCUCUUAAUUUUUAUAGUAUGAGCCAGAUAACCUCAGAGGAAGUUGUUACACUUGGGAAUGCUCUAAACUUAUUUUUGCAACAAUCAGAAGGUGAGCAGGAGCUGUGGCAGCUGGCUGGGCAGGGCCCAUGGUGGUGCAGGGAGAUGGGGCAGUGAGGGCUCUGCAAAACAAACUGGGUGCAGAGGCUCUACCAGCACAACCACUACCAUGGGCACUGGACAUAUCUUCACAGGCUGAGUUAGUUAUGGGAUAAACACCAUGUAAAAAACCAUGGGCCAUAACCACAUUAUGGUUAAAUUUGUAUUUUAUAAGGUUUGUAGAUUUUUCUGGGGAAAAGCAGAUUUUUGAAUUAUGUAACUUCUGUGAUAAAGAUGCAUGUAUAACUAGUAAAAAACAUCUAUGCUUACUUGAUUAUGAAGGAAUAAAUACUACUAAUGCCAAA